UCAACCCAGCACUCGUCCUCGGCAGUACAGCUGCGGCAGCGGACACGUGCGCACGUGUUUCCCAACCGCGAUCAUCCAAAACUUUCUUACGUCAAAUGGAUAUAACCUAACACAACAGUUUACCAACAUAAAAUGUGAUUAUAGUGCACCCUAACACAUAAUAUGGCCCACUAAAACGUGUUCAAAGUGCAGUGUUAUCAAGUGUCAAGUGUUUUAUCAAUGAUGUGAGUUGUUGAAAAAAAAAAGGAAUUAUGAGCAUCCAAAAGUGUCUUCUGGAUAACUCCAGUAGGAUGAUCAAGGCUAUGUCCACUGCGAAAUCAUCUAACAGUGAUGUCAAAACGAAAACCACUCGCAGUUGGAUAGAGAGCACAUUCCAGAAGCGAGAAUGCAAAUGCUUCGUUCCCAGCGCCAAGGAUGAGCAUGUAUGCUGGUGUGGUCUCAGCAAAACAGCCCAUGGUGCCAACAUACAAACAGCGCCGCCGGGUGAGGCAUGGGUGCCAACCCGACACACCCAGUCUGCACCCACGGACGCGUAUGGCACCGUCGAGUUUCAGGGAGGACCACAUCCGACCAAAGCACAGUACGUUCGACUGUCCCAUGAUACCCGACCAGAUCUCAUAGUCCAACUGCUCACGCGGGAGUGGGCUCUUGACCGACCGAAGCUGCUCAUCACGAUACAAGGCGGUAAAGCUAACUUUGACUUGCAACCGAAGCUAAAGAAGGUUCUUAGGAAGGGACUGUUAAAAGCUGCGAAGACCACUGGAGCGUGGAUAUUCACGGGAGGGACCAAUACAGGUGUAACACGGCAAGUAGGCGACGCGUUGCAGCUGGAGCGUUCUCAGCGCGCAGGUCGCGUCGUCAGCAUCGGUAUAGCGCCUUGGGGAAUUGUGGAAGGAGCCAACGAGCUUAUCGGACGUGGUCGAGACGUGCCUUACCAUGCAAUAGCAUCACCAAGAUCAAAGUUAGCGGUGCUAAACAAUCGUCACGCCUACUUCCUUUUGGUCGAUAAUGGAUCUGUGGGUCGGUAUGGCGCAGAGAUCGUGCUUAGGAGGAAACUAGAGAAAUACAUAGCAGCACAGAAGUUACAUCCAUACACCCACUCAUCAACACCAGUCGUGUGCCUCGUGAUAGAAGGUGGAACGAACACAGUGCGUGCUGUGCUGGAAUACGUGACAGACAACCCUCCCGUACCGGUUGUGGUGUGCGACGGCAGUGGUCGAGCUGCGGACCUUAUAGCUUUUGUACACAAGUAUGCGUCCGAAAGUGGGGAGCAGACGGUGCUGGAGUCAAUGCGGGAUUACCUGAUCGGCACAAUUCAGAAGACCUUCGAAGUAGGUCUGCAACAGGCCGAGUGUUUAUACAGCGAACUCUUGCAAUGUACGCGGAAGAAGAAUCUGAUAACGGUCUUCAGGAUACAAGAGAGGGCGGAGGGUGGCGAGGUUCAAGAGCUGGAUCAGGUCAUAUUGACUGCGCUGUUCCGCGCCCAGCACCUGUCUCCGAGCGAACAGCUUUCCUUGGCGCUUACGUGGAACAGAGUGGACAUUGCAAGAUCAGAAAUCUUCGUGUAUGGACAGGAGUGGCCUCCAGGUGCUCUCGACGAGGCAAUGAUGCAGGCUUUAGAACAUGACCGCAUAGACUUCGUCAAACUCCUCCUCGAAAAUGGUGUGUCUAUGAGGAAGUUUCUCACCAUACCUCGGCUGGAAGAGCUCUAUAACACCAAGAGCGGUCCGAGCAACACCCUAAGGUACAUCCUGAGGGACGUGAGACCCCACCUGCCUCGAGGUUACGUGUACACGCUGCAUGAUAUCGGCCUGGUGAUCAAUAAACUCAUGGGAGGUGCUUACAGGUGCUACUACACUCGCCGCAAGUUCCGUCCAAUCUACGCGAAGGUGAUGAACAAGAGUGUGAAUGUCCACCGCAACAGCGCCUCGUUCACCCGCCACAACGCUGGGGGUCUCUCCCUCAUCACAGGCUUCAUGCCCGUCACCACAGAGAUGGCGUUAUUUGACUACCCCUUCAAUGAACUGCUGAUGUGGGCAGUUCUAACGAAGAGGCAUCAGAUGGCAUUACUUAUGUGGACCCAUGGGGAGGAGGCGCUCGCGAAGUCCUUAGUAGCAUGCAAGUUGUAUAAGGCAAUGGCUCACGAGGCUGCCGAAGAUGAUAUGGAGACUGAGGUAUAUGAAGAGUUGAGGCAUUAUGGGAAGGAGUUUGAGACCAAAGCACUUGAAUUGUUAGACUAUUGCUACCGCCAAGAUGACGAUCAAGCACAACAGCUACUAACUUGUGAACUCCAAAACUGGUCAGGACAAACUUGCCUUAGCCUAGCCGUAGCUGCCAACCAUAGGGCCUUACUCGCACACCCUUGCUCACAAAUCAUCCUAGCCGAUCUGUGGAUGGGAGGCCUUAGGACGCGCAAGAACACAAACUUGAAGGUAAUUCUGAGCCUGCUGUGUCCGCUGUACAUUCUGCAACUGGAGUUCAAGUCCAAGGAGGAGUUACAACUGAUGCCGCAGACUGAGGAGGAGCAUCUGGAGAACGAGUCAAUGGAAGACGACAGGAGUACGAAGGACCCGAACGAUGCCGAGGCGUUGAUUGGCUCAGGGGCCGAAUGCGAAACGAGGGUCGAUCAGAACGGGAAAGUUGGUAAAAUUGGGUGGGAACCGACGUACAGGGACCUUCCGGAGUACCACGCACCGGAGGAUAAGAGAAUGCGGCCGCUGAGGUUAAGGAAGAAAAUAUACGAGUUCUUCACGGCACCCAUUACUAAGUUCUGGGCUGAUUCGAUCGCCUACAUAUUGUUCCUACUGAUGUUUACUUAUACAGUAUUAGUCAAGAUGGACUUGACUCCAUCUUGGCCGGAGAUUUACUCCAUAUGUUAUAUACUCACGUUUUUGUGUGAGAAAAUUAGGGAAAUUAUUACGUCCGAGCCUGUUGCUAUUAGACAUAAGUUCAGCGUGUGGGCAUGGAACAUGUGGAACACGUACGACGCGGGCUUCAUCAUCUUCUUCCUUGUCGGCCUGACGUUGCGCCUGCGCGCCGCCUCCAUGGACGUUGGUCGGGUGAUCUACUGCGUCGAUAUCAUCUAUUGGUAUUUAAGGAUUCUCAAUAUUUUGGGGGUCAAUAAAUACUUAGGUCCUCUAGUCACAAUGAUGGGUAAAAUGGUUAAGAAUAUGAUAUACUUCGUGGUGCUGUUAUUGGUUGUGCUUAUGUCGUUUGGAGUGGCGAGACAAGCGAUCCUGUACCCUGACAGAGACGCUAGUUGGUACUUGAUAAGAGAGAUAUUCUACCAGCCGUACUUCAUGUUGUACGGCGAAGUUUUCGCUCCGGACAUCGACCCGCCAUGCGGCAUGGACGUUGGUAACCAGAAGUGCGUCACCGGUCGCUGGAUCACCCCCAUCGCGAUGACAAUCUACCUCCUCGUCGCCAAUAUCCUCCUUAUAAACCUUCUUAUUGCCGUCUUUAACAAUAUCUUUAACGAAGUCAAUGAAGUCUCGCAUCAGGUGUGGAUGUUCCAAAGGUUCACAGUGGUCAUGGAAUACGAACAGAAACCUGUAUUGCCACCUCCAAUAAUAAUAUUUUGCCAUAUUUACGCCACAUGCAAGUGGGUAACCAGGAAUGUAUCGCAUCAGAGGUUUCAAUAUGAUAAUGGGCUUAAGUUGUUUUUGGAGAAGGAAGACAUGGAAAGGUUGUAUGAUUUCGAGGAGGAAUGCGUGGAAGGAUAUUUUAGGGAACAAGAAGUUAAAUUAUCAAACUCUAUAGAAGAAAGAGUGAGAAACACAACGGAUAGGGUAGAACAUAUCACGACCAAAAUGGAAGACUUAAAUCAAAAAGCUAAUUGCCAAAUACAAUCUGUACAGAGUGUAGAAUUUAGGUUACGCAAAUUAGAAGAUGUUGCAGAGCAAACCAUGAAUCAUCUAGCUGUGAUACAUCGGUUCAUGGCAACACAUCCGUCGCUGGUAAACCGCGGGUCAACUGACACUUUGGGGCCACCUCCACCAAGUUUUGCGGCUGGAGUACCGAGGCUCAGGACGGCCAGCGAUAGGUCUGAGGUGCUGUCGGACAGUGACACCGGGGUGGCGCGCUUCGUGGUGCGCCCCGUGCAGGAGGAGGACGAGCACGCCUCGCAGGCCUCCGAAGACGAGUUGCCACAGUCCGGGCCUGAUGCUGGACCUGAAAAGGAGCCUGAAGCAGAUUCCAUAUCGACGUCAUCAGGGGGCAGUGUAGCUGGACCUGAUGUGACGGUCAUCAGGCCAACAGCGCCCGUCACUCCCGCCAGGCAGAGGUCCUCAGAUAGCAACAGGACUGAGCCUAGCGAUGAGAAGAAAGUAUCAUCGGUGGCUGACGACGCAUUUUUACCGGAAGUCCGUGAAGUUCCGUCCGACACGCACAGCUUACGUCCUCGAACCACUUCCGCUGGGACCAGGCGUACUGCCAACGCAAGACGGCGUUCUGAAGGGGGCAAUGACUGUGGUAUGGCCGGGCACUACUCCACCCACCACCUGGCUCCCAGAAGGCAGCACAGUCAAACACAUUCUGAGCCUGACAACUCCGCGGUCGAUGCGUGCUCGCUACAAAAUUCUGUCACAGGUCAACAGUCUGGCUGGGAGGCUACGGGAGGCGCGGCCGGUGUAUCAUCAGGUCGGACCCGAGUGGGCGGUGCUCCUAGAUCCCUACUCCUGGCCAUGCACGAGUACACCAGCAUAACUGAUGAGCUGGAGACCGUGUAUGGGCUGUUCUCACCACCGCAUACACCGAGAACCCCGAUAACAACUCGCCUCCUAUCGCCCAACCGGGCGUCAUCGCCGUCGAACCGUCGGAGGCACGCCAGCGAAAUGUCCAAUCCUGAGUUUGCGCUCUUCAUGGAAAAGGAGCAUCUUCGAGGGGCCGAGGAAGACGAUUACAUCAUCAUGGAGAACCUCAUACAGCGUCGCCUAGAAAUGGAGUCUGUAAUGGCCAGAUACGAGGAGGAGGAGCCUGGGGAGGGGGAAGUCAGCGGAGUCAGCAUCAGCGUGUGUGUCAACACCAGCGCUGAGGAGCCAACGCCUCCCCAGACCACCACGCUGCUCACUGUCAGCGACAGAAGACUGCCGCAUCAGAGGCACUCACUCCGAAGAUCGUCAGCCAUAGACAGUCGCGAGCUUCCAUCGCCUUUGCAACCGCUUCUAGGCGAUGACGCUUGCGGAGAAGUUCUGCUUCCUGUUCCGAGACAACCUUCAGGUGACACGAACGCGUCAAGCGAGCUGUCUCUCUCGCACAUGGUGAGUGAGAACCUUCCGCCGCGGCCUUCCAUAGUGCUGGACUCCUCACAACUACCGCGACAACGCUCCGCGGAAGCCCCACAACCUACAACCUCGCCUCAACCAGCAAGACCAGAGACAAUGUGCUAAAAGUUAAAUGUUCCAGAGCAGUAAAGUAUAGGAAGAAAGUAUAGAAGAUACGCAUCAUAGUAUAGAUCAAAAAGGAUAUGGGACUUAAAAAAAGAACUACAGCAAAAACGCC
Molecule: messenger RNA, 5499 nt
Organism: Pararge aegeria (speckled wood butterfly)
Lineage: Eukaryota; Metazoa; Arthropoda; Insecta; Lepidoptera; Nymphalidae
Gene: Trpm
Product: transient receptor potential cation channel trpm
Exons: 32
Coding region: 252-5387 (1711 amino acids)
Biological process (GO): monoatomic cation transmembrane transport; protein tetramerization
Cellular component (GO): membrane
Molecular function (GO): monoatomic cation channel activity
Source: RefSeq, a predicted model, not a curated record